Messenger RNA from Rhizoctonia solani, 1038 nucleotides. RefSeq lists its product as uncharacterized. Lineage: Eukaryota; Fungi; Basidiomycota; Agaricomycetes; Cantharellales; Ceratobasidiaceae. The transcript is spliced from 7 exons. The record is from RefSeq and is a predicted model, not a curated record. The coding region runs from base 1 to 1038 and encodes 345 amino acids.
AUGUCUUCUGUCCGGUCUAUUUUCCUCUUAGGCGCAACUGGUUAUGUGGGUGGUUCACUCCUUGUAACAUUGUUGAGAGAAUACCCCUCCGCGACCAUUAGUACGCUUGUACGAAACUCCCGGUCUUCUGGAGCUCUCAAAUCACUAUCGCCCGAUCGCAUCAACAUUGUUCUCGGAUCUCAUUCUGACACGUCCAUUAUCGAACCUGAGGUCGAAAAGGCCGACCUUACUAUUAAUGCGGCCAACUGUGACGACCUUGACCUUACAAAGAGCAUCAUCAAUGGGUUCAAGAAAAAAUCCCAAAGAGGUAUCUUAAUUCAUACAACUGGAUCGGCCGUUGUUCUUGCAGAAGAAGCGACGGGUCCGUUUCUGGGAAAGCUCGACGAAAGGGGACAAAAAAUAUGGGACGACACCAAAACAGAAGACUUACGUGCGAUCUCGCCAUCUGCGCUGCAUCGAUCGGUAGACCUUGCUGUACUGGGAGCACAUGAUAGUGGAAUACUGGACGCAUAUAUUAUUUGCCCUGGUCUGAUUUACGGUCCCGGAAUUGGGCCUGUAAAAUCAACUUCUAUUCAGGUCCCACUGCUCUUACAAGUGGCCCUUCGUCGCCGUCAAGCCUACUUUGCUGGGGAAGGCACAAACAUUUGGUGCAAUAUACAUAUCCAGGACCUUCUUCGAAUUUAUACGCAUGUGAUCAAGCACGCAUUCACCUCAGCAGGAUCCACAGCUAGAGUAGACUCAUACGACAACUAUUACUUUGCUGCCGGCUCGGAAGACGCAACCAAAGACGUUGCAGAGGCAAUUGCUACGGCCCUGUACGAGAAAGAACUUGUUGAUUCUCCCCAUGCACAAAGUCUCUCGCCAGAAGAUCCGGAUGGAAAGCUCCUCGCUAUGUAUCUUGGACAUACAUCCCGAGCUAUCUCUGUGCGAGCCAAGAGCCUGGGGUGGUCUCCCAAGGAGAAGAAGCUGACCGAAAGUGAAGUUAUGAGCAUAGAGGUUGACAACUUCCUUAAGACCACAGAGGCUACUUCUCAUUAA